Molecule: messenger RNA, 1705 nt
Organism: Antechinus flavipes (yellow-footed antechinus)
Lineage: Eukaryota; Metazoa; Chordata; Mammalia; Dasyuromorphia; Dasyuridae
Gene: TBXT
Product: T-box transcription factor T
Exons: 8
Coding region: 1-1311 (436 amino acids)
Biological process (GO): heart morphogenesis; regulation of transcription by RNA polymerase II; cell fate specification
Cellular component (GO): nucleus
Molecular function (GO): DNA-binding transcription factor activity, RNA polymerase II-specific; RNA polymerase II cis-regulatory region sequence-specific DNA binding
Source: RefSeq, a predicted model, not a curated record
AUGAGCUCCCCCAACACCGAAAGCUCUGGGAAGAGCCUGCAGUACCGAGUGGACCAUCUGCUAAGUGCCGUGGAGAAUGAGCUGCAGGCUGGUAGCGAGAAAGGAGACCCCACAGAGAGUGCGCUGCGAGUCACGCUGGAGGAGAAUGAACUCUGGCUUCGCUUCAAGGAGCUCACCAAUGAGAUGAUCGUCACGAAGAACGGCAGGAGAAUGUUUCCUGUGCUGAAGGUAAAUGUAUCUGGCCUAGAUCCCAAUGCUAUGUACUCUUUCCUGCUGGACUUCGUGGCUGCAGACAAUCACAGGUGGAAGUAUGUAAAUGGAGAGUGGGUGCCAGGGGGCAAACCAGAACCACAGGCCCCGAGUUGUGUCUACAUUCAUCCAGAUUCACCAAACUUUGGAGCUCAUUGGAUGAAAGCACCUGUCUCCUUCAGCAAAGUCAAACUCACCAACAAACUCAAUGGAGGGGGGCAGAUCAUGCUGAACUCCUUACACAAGUAUGAGCCCCGAAUCCACAUAGUGAGAGUCGGUGGGCCCCAGCGCAUGAUAACCAGCCACUCUUUUCCUGAGACCCAGUUUAUAGCAGUGACUGCAUACCAGAAUGAGGAGAUCACAGCUCUUAAAAUUAAAUACAAUCCAUUUGCAAAGGCUUUCCUUGAUGCAAAGGAAAGAAGUGAUCACAAAGAUAUUCUGGAAGAAUCAGGAGACAACCAACAGACUGGAUACUCACAAUUAGGAGGAUGGCUUCUUCCUGGAACUGGUACUCUUUGUCCACCCACCAAUCCCCAUGCUCAGUUUGGAGCUCCUUUGUCACUCUCUUCUACACAUGGCUGUGAACGGUACCCCACACUGAGGAACCAUCGAUCAUCUCCCUAUCCCAACCCUUAUACUCAUCGAAACAACUCUCCAACCUAUUCUGACAAUUCUUCUGCCUGUCUGUCCAUGCUUCAAUCCCAUGAUAACUGGUCCAGUCUUGGAAUGCCCACCCAUACCAGUAUGCUGCCCAUGAGUCAUAGUACUGGCACGUCUCCAGGUUCUAGUCAGUAUCCUAACUUGUGGUCGGUGAGUAACAGCACUAUCACACCAGUGGCUCAGUCAGCAGGGAUGUCCAAUGGGCUGGGAGCUCAGUUUUUGCGGGGCUCCACUGCACACUACCCAUCCCUGCCCCAUGCGGUUCCAGCUUCCUCUUCCUCUGGAUCUCCAUUGUAUGAAGGCAGUGUCUCAGCCACAGAUAUCCCUGACAGUCAGUAUGAUGCUUCAGCACAUGCCCGCCUCACAGCCUCAUGGACACCUGUAUCACCACCUUCCAUGUAAAUAGAGACACUUAAAAAAAAAAAAAGUUGCACAGACUUUCUGUUGUUGUUUCCUCUUGAUUCCCAUGGGCUGAUUUGGUCUACUCCUAAAGGUCUUUCUUAAUGGUUCAGGAAAUAAAAGGGGUAGAAAGAAUGCUGGACUACAUUUAAAAGGAAUGAAAGCCAGAUUGCUGUUUUAUCAAGAGUAUGAAGUCCUCAAUUCUGGGAAAGAGGAGCAGCAACUCAGACUUGGGCUUGGACUUGGACUUCUUUUCCUGUCAUGGGGAAUUGGAUUUAGGACAAACAUACUAACCAUCCCACUUUUACCUAGGUUUGUUUGACUGGGACUCAGAAACUUCAUGGACACAAGAUUCCACUCCAUAUUUGCUAACAAAAUCUGGACAACAAACAUAACA